AUGGCAAUUAGCCCAUCAAAAGCUGAAGCAGCAUUCGAUACAUCGCCCCAAGACUCCAUCCUCUGUUCUAUGAGGCCUCGGGAGUGCGCGGGCUUGCAUCUUCUAGCCGCUUGUCUGAGCCGCGCCGUUCGCCAAUCCCGUUUGCUAAAGAUAGUGGCCUCAGGUCAUUCAGAACUGCCCGAAAGAGUAUUUGCCCUUCAUUGGUCUGCCUCGCCCAACAGCAUGGGUAAUUUCUCUGAAAAAGCCGACUUUCCGGACUCCAACUCGCUCGACCUCGCACUUCGCCAUCCUACUCCAGAUGAAUGCGUUAUCAUCUGGACCAACACCUUUGAGUCAUGGGGUGAUUCUCUCCCACUACCAGAGUAUCUCAAUGAAUCUCUCUUCUUGACUACUGUCCCUUUGGCAAAAGAUGAGGGAAUGAGUAACUGGAUUCUUGUUGACAAAAACCUUCCUCCAAACCAACGGCCCAUUCUGUGUUCUUGUGAAACUUUCCGCAAGCAUUCCUUGACAAGCAACGCGGUUGGCAAUGUCGAUGAUAACAUUGUCCACGGAAUUGCCAGCGUCUUCUGCGCUCCAGGAUAUCGGCGCCGCGGUUACCCAGUGCGUAUGAUGAAGGAACUAGCUAAGACUCUUCCUACGUGGCAGCUCGAUGCUUCUCGAUGUGUAGGGAGCAUACUGUACUCGGAUAUUGGAAAGGAAUACUACGGAAACCUUGGAUGGCACCCAAAUCCCACAAACUCGCAUUUGACGUUCGAACCGCGCAUAGCUCCGAAGCUGUCCCUUGGUCAAGAAAUCGUGGAAGGAGACCUCGCGGAGCUCUGUAAGCGAGACGAAAUAAUGGUCCGUAAGGCCAUGGCAACACCGACAAACGAUGUCAAGAUGCGUGUGACAAUUGUUCCCGAUCUAGAUCACAUGCUUUGGCACAUCCGGAAGGAGGACUUCGCUUCGAGAUAUCUCUUCGGAAAGGUACCUCCAGCAAAAGGAGCGAUUGCAGGAUCGCCGGGUAACCAAGUGUGGGCGAUUUGGACGCAUCGAUAUUAUGGACCAUUAGAUGCCGAGCCUCGGAACAACGUGCUCUACAUCUUACGUCUCGUCGUCGAAGCGGAUGAGACAGCCACCCGGCUCCCAUUGGAUGCGGAGAAGAAGUUCAAAGGAGCAAGAUACGACGAGCAGGUGGCCUAUUUGAAAGCUGUUCUGCAAGCUGCGCAAGCUGAGGCUGCAGAGUGGAAGCUUGACCAUGUCAAGCUCUGGGAUCCAACACCCUUGGUCCAGGACAUGAUCAUGCAAAGUGGAAUCGACCACGUUGUCGUAGAACGUGAGGAAGAUAGUAUCGCUAGUGGGAUGUGGUACGGAGAGAAUGGCCAAGGAAGUGUUGCGCCAUUAUGGGUCAAUAACGAGCAUUAUGCAUGGUUGUGACCAACGAAGGCUAUUAGAAAAAGCUUACAGAGAAC
Lindgomyces ingoldianus is the source of this 1451-nucleotide messenger RNA. RefSeq lists its product as uncharacterized. NCBI's taxonomy places the organism in Eukaryota, Fungi, Ascomycota, Dothideomycetes, Pleosporales, Lindgomycetaceae. The record is from RefSeq and is a predicted model, not a curated record. The coding region runs from base 1 to 1416 and encodes 471 amino acids. The transcript is spliced from 3 exons.